UCCGGGGCUGGUACGGGCCCGCAGCGGGCUUCCCGCAGCGGAGCGGCGGGGCUUGGGCGGGGGUUCCGAGGCCAGCGGGGAUGGGACAUGUGUUGUCUGAGGACCCAGGUUCGGGCUUCGGUGCGCGCCCCCUGCCCGGGCCCGAAGCAUCUCCUGUCCGACGCCGGGGCCGGAUCAAGGUGGGGGCACUUUGUCUGCGGGGCAGUAGCGAGGCAUCGCCCGGCCAGGGACUCCACGAGGUGUGCUCGAAAAUUAUUGUUUUGGGGGGUGGUGCUUAUUAGCCACUAUUUGCGGCAAUUUGAAGCUUACGGUAGGGCUUCUGGUCCCUGCCUCAGGGGAUUUUCUGCCCCAGAGAGACGCUCUGACAGCAGCUGAGUUUUUUAUGUUCAGAUUUGUGUGUGUCAUGGCAUUUUUAAUGCUUGAUGUCAGAAGUGAUAAAUGGCCGCGGUUCUGGGGAGCCUCUGAAGCACCUGCUGGGCCGACGGUGCUGGAGGCUGUCUGAGGCUAGGACGGGAGAAAUGAACCAGAUCCUGUUUGGAUAUUCUGCUGAAGUUAUCAAGUUUCUGUUCAACUAUACCAGUUCCAGAACAAAUCGAAAAAUUCAAUUUUAGGACUUAGUGAUAGAUGAUGAGGUUUGGGUGCAGCGAGACCCUGGGUGAUCUGGUUUGACUAAGAAUGUUUGGGGUAGCCUAAAUGCCUUACCAUUUCCCGUUGGCAUGUUCAUCUUCUUGCUGUCACCAGUGCCAGAGUACAUGAAUGAUUCCAGGAGAGGAAAGAGCUAGGGGAGGCACAGGCCUGAUGUUUUCAAAUGAACAAGUGUGUAUCUAGGAAAAGGAAAAUCUCUUUAUCUACAGGGUUGGUAGGAUGAGAAAACUUGCUCUUUGGUUGAGAACCAUCCAUCCACACUAAUACUUAAUUGUGUAAUGUCAUGGAUAUUAAGGACUGAGUGGUCAGGACGGUUAUAGAUGCCGUUCUUAAGGUUUGUGUGAUUUGAAUUUUCAUAAAUAGUAUUGAAACUAAAGCAUUAUUACAUAAAGGAGUCCUAGGGUGAAUCUUUCUAUGAAUCCUUCAAGGGGUUUUAGAUUUUUAUAUGCGGAUUCUAUUCUAUUUAAGAUGGAAUACACAUGUCUAUUUGGAUUCAUCUUUACGGUGGAGAUAAUCCUGAGUCAUGCUUUCGAGAAGUUCCUUCUGUGGUCAAGAGCUCCGAUGUCUGGCCAUCUCUAUAAAAGCUGGAUGGUUCCCUGUACCUGUAGUUCUCCCUUCUGGAGCUCUGGGGAAAGGGAGACCUGGGGAGACUGGAAGCAAAUGAAGAGGUCUUUUCUUUGAUAUUUGUCCUGCCUUCAUGCCAGUGUUCUAAAUUACUUGUGUUCACACUCUCAAGUUUCUCAAUUUACCACAGAAAUUUUGUUUAUACUGCCACUUGUAUUUUCAUAUUUGUUUAAUUCUGGCCAGUUUACAAAUGUUUUUCUAUUCAUGAUCUUGCUUAUUUUCUCCUUUUCUGCAGAGAAGCAGCUGGGCAUAAAGAGUGAUUUAACCAGGGUCUCAUAAGUAGAAUUGGAGCAGAAUUGAGAUAUAGAUCUUCACCCAUUCUCUUUCCUCUGUGCUGGCCUGCAUGGGACUGCAGAGCCUUAGUUCUGACCUGUUACCCUCUAGGUCACUUGUUGUCUUGCUAUUGUGCCUAAGUGGUAUUACUGCUUUUGGGAAGGUGGCAUUCUCUUGUUUUAUCCUGUAGAAACUGAGUGGGUGUAAGAGGAAUUUAAUAAUUUUGUGACUAUUUGUGAUAGCUUUUUAGUAUUAAAGUCAAUUUUCAACUUAGCCUUUCUUCUAGAACAUGGGAGAGAAGAGAGAGAAAAAAGAAUGUUUUAGGAAAAAGACAAUCCAUUCCUUUAGAGGUAUAGUUAAGGAUAACCUAACAUCACAGUCACAUUCUCCUGUGUGCCUGGCUACUUGCGCCAGCCUGUAUGUGAAUGUUAGCCCAAAACACUCCUUUAGAUGUUGCUGAACUAGUUACUAUAAAAAGUAUUUCACUUUCAAACUCCCACAUUUCAAGAACAGAGAAAUUCGGUACAAAGGUAAUUCAAAAGUAUGUAUAGAUGAAGUUUAUUGAAUCUCCUUUCCGGAAUGCCCGGCACAAAGAAUACAGUAGAAAGGUGUUUUAUUUCCUUCUUUCCUUUCUUUUUCUUUUCUUUCUUUCUUUGCUUUUUAUAAUGCGGAACACUUCAGGAACCUGUGUGUCAUCCUGGAGCAGGGGCCAUGUAAUCUUCUCUAUAUUGCUCCAAUUUGAAGCGAGCCCUAGAAAGCCAUUUUAAAAGAGUUGCCUGGAAACUUUGGAAAGGCAGUAGCUAUAGGUUUUUAUUAUUUAGUCAAGUUUGGAGGUGUGUGUAUUGCAAUGUAUAGAUUGUUAUGUAGGAGUAGAACUUUUGCCCCAGAGAAUUCUUAGUCUGUACCUGAAAUAAUAAACCCAGAAUAUUUGUGUUCAAUUAGUUCAUCAUAACCGUGAAGCCUGUAAUUGCUAUUCUGCAGUAGUGAGGAAAAUGGCUUUCAGGGGUUCUUUGGUUUUUCUUUAAGGUAUUGACUUGUUUAUUGUGCAUUUUUCCAGAUUUGCUACUUUGGAAAAUUCUUAGGAAGUUUUCUUAAGGCUUUUAUAAAUUUUUUUAGCAUUUUUCUUAACUUAAUUAUCUGCUAACAGAAUUUAUACAUUAACCCUGGAAGCUUAAGUGGGGGUGAAAAUAGUGUUUUUCAGUACUGUUAUAUUUUUGGAUUUGUCACCCAGUUGCCACAAGACUUUUAUUUGGGCCAAAGGUCAUAUUUUUUUCCAGGUGAACUGAUUUUACAAGGUCUGGAGCCUUUUUUGAACUGUAUAAUUAUGCUUGGCUUUUUCAUUGUUACCCUCAUAAUCUCCAUUCCUGGCAAAUUUUCUGAAAUACUAGGUUUUCUUUGUCUUCAUCAGUAAAACAAGCCCAUUUGAUGCCCAUUUCAAGAUUUCCUCCUUGUCUUGUGGUCAUUUAACUUCUCAUUAAGCCCCCACUGGAGACUGUGCCAGAAGGGAGAAAGGAUGAAAAGCAAAUAAAUCAUUUUCUAAUUGUUAGCAGCUCUGGAAAAUGAUUUAGAAGAGAUUGAAGCUAUUCCGGAAAUUCUUUUGGAUUAUAUUCUAUUUCAUUCAUCUGCACUGUCUCUGAGAUGUUCCUAAUAGUUAUCAAUUCAGAGGCUGAUUGGAAGACCAGAAUGUUCCUGCUUUUUUUUGGUUUGUUUCUUGCUGUAUCUAAGCAUUUCCAUAGAGGAUAUUUAAUAGAAGUAAGGAGUAGAGAUAAAAUUUAAACUAAUCAAUAUUAUUUUUUCCCUUAGAGCUUUUUAGUGAACAAUUUGAUUUUUGGGGGGUAGUUUAGUCAUUGGUAUUGAAUGUGAAUAAUAGUAAUUUCAUUUUAUUUUGAUGUAUCUUGUAUACAAGUGUAAGGAGAUUUGGGUUGCUUUUUAAGAAACACGGGUUUAUGUAGAUUACCAUAAUUGCUUUCUUGAAUUAUUAAGCUUGAGGUUUCAUUACAUCUCUGUACCAGAAUAGAACCUUGGCUUUUACUGUGGAACGGAUUCAGGGGCAUCAUAUGAUUUUCUUUUUAUGAUUGCUCAAGAAGUUAUCUUGUUUUGAUUUAGCAGUGAAAAAGAAACAAGAAAGGAUUACUAGUGGACACACCUUGCAUAACAGUUAUAAUGUUGAUGAUGUCUGGUUUUUUUUUUUUCCUUGUCUUUCUUUGGUCCCCCAUUUUUCAUUCAGCCAUUUGGAUAUUCGUAUAUUGGAUUUCCUCACUUAUAAACAGGACAGCAGCCUUCAAUCACACUAUUUCCCUGGAACCUGGGCUCCCCAGACGCCGCGCUGGAGCAGAUGGAUAAUGGAGACUGGGGCUAUAUGAUGACUGACCCAGUCACGUUAAAUGUAGGUGGACACUUGUACACAACGUCCCUCACUACAUUGACGCGAUACCCAGAUUCCAUGCUCGGAGCUAUGUUUGGGGGGGACUUCCCCACAGCUCGAGACCCUCAAGGCAAUUACUUCAUUGAUCGAGAUGGACCUCUUUUCAGAUAUGUCCUCAACUUCUUAAGAACUUCAGAGUUGACCUUACCCCUGGAUUUUAAGGAAUUUGAUCUGCUUCGGAAGGAAGCAGAUUUUUAUCAAAUUGAGCCCUUGAUCCAGUGUCUCAAUGACCCUAAGCCUUUGUAUCCUAUGGAUACUUUUGAAGAAGUUGUGGAGCUAUCUAGUACCCGGAAGCUUUCUAAGUAUUCCAAUCCAGUAGCUGUCAUCAUAACUCAAUUAACCAUCACCACCAAGGUCCAUUCCUUACUUGAAGGUAUCUCAAACUAUUUUACCAAGUGGAAUAAGCACAUGAUGGACACCAGAGACUGCCAGGUUUCCUUCACUUUUGGACCCUGUGAUUACCACCAGGAAGUUUCUCUGCGGGUCCACCUGAUGGAAUAUAUCACAAAACAAGGCUUCACGAUCCGCAACACCCGAGUGCAUCACAUGAGUGAGCGGGCCAAUGAGAACACAGUGGAGCACAACUGGACUUUCUGUAGGUUGGCCCGGAAGACGGAUGAUUGAUCUCUAACCCUGGGAAAAGUUUCUGGAAACUGACUCUCCAAUAGAUGGAAAAGACUGAUUUUUUUUUAAUCACAGUGUGGGAUUUUUUAAAAAAAAUUUUUGUAUUUAUUUGCAGGCAUUGAAGACCAGAAGGAAGUUUUGUGCUUUAGCAGAAUCCUCUAUGUUUUGUUCACUUUGCCCUGAGUAUGCAUGUGCCUGUUCAGAGCCUCCAGAUACCUUUUUAUAAAAGAAGUCUGAAAUUAUUAUGGUAUAUAAUCUACCCUUAACAGAGCUUUUUUUUUUAUUAUUAUUACAGUGCUAAAAUGAUUUCUGAUUAAAUAGUCCCUAGCUCAACUCGAAGACUAAGAAAUGCAGAGCUGAAAGAAUAAACAGAGUAUGCAUGAUGCUUUUGACAAAAAUCAAACAUCAUGCAGGGUGACCUAGUUUCCAGACCAAUAAGUUGUAUCAUAAUAUUAAAGGAAAACUGUUCUAAUCAUUUAAAAGUACUUGUUAAGUACUGCUUUUUACAGUUAUGACAACUGUUUCUUUCUAUGCAUAUAAAUCAAGCAACCAAAUAUCUGUAGCCAUGGAAAUGUCUGACUAGAAAUAUUUAUAUUGGAUUCUGAAUACAAAAUGUCCCUGUGGUAGAAAUCUUAACUUCUUGAGCCUGGUGCAGUACUAAUUCCCAAGUGUACUGUCUACCAGGAAAAAAAAA
Phyllostomus discolor (pale spear-nosed bat) is the source of this 5285-nucleotide messenger RNA. RefSeq names its product potassium channel tetramerization domain containing 6 (gene KCTD6). Gene Ontology annotation, molecular function: cullin family protein binding. Lineage: Eukaryota; Metazoa; Chordata; Mammalia; Chiroptera; Phyllostomidae. The transcript has 3 exons. The record is from RefSeq and is a predicted model, not a curated record. The coding region runs from base 3878 to 4591 and encodes 237 amino acids. Gene Ontology annotation, biological process: protein homooligomerization; ubiquitin-dependent protein catabolic process.